CGCAGCCAUAGCACAAACACCUCUCUAAGAAAAACAUCAAAUUGCGUUUGCGUUGAGAGAGUGGUCCCAGUACCUUUCGCUUGUCAUUCCCUCUUCAAAUCCUCUUUAGUCUCUGAAAACUUUCGACCUCGUCUCUUCAAUGGCUGCCAUUUCCGCAAGCUCUUCCCCAUCCCUUCUCUCCUUGAGAUCCUCAUCUUCCCCCGCUCUCACACCCUCGACGCGGCGGGUAUCAUUCCCUUCGAAGAUUUCUCAUUUCUCCGGAAAUUCAAACCGAGACAACGAAACGGGAAAGAGAGUGGAGAGAAUCGUUAGAAGCGUCAACGAGAGGGUCUCCGAUGCUCCACCAACGUCGAAGGUGAGGAAGCACACGAUCUCAGUGUUCGUUGGAGACGAAAGCGGGAUGAUAAACAGGAUCGCAGGAGUCUUUGCGAGGAGAGGUUACAACAUCGAGAGUCUUGCUGUUGGUCUCAACAGAGACAAGGCUUUAUUCACCAUUGUUGUCUCUGGAACCGAAAGGGUGCUUCAGCAGGUCAUCGAGCAGCUUCAGAAGCUCGUUAAUGUUCUCAAGGUUGAAGAUAUCUCGAGUGAACCGCAAGUGGAGCGUGAACUGAUGCUUGUCAAAGUGAAUGCACAUCCGGAAUACAGGGCUGAGAUCAUGUGGCUUGUUGACACAUUCAGAGCAAAAGUUGUAGAUAUUGCGGAACACGCAUUGACUAUUGAGGUAACUGGAGAUCCUGGGAAAAUGAUUGCUGUCGAAAGAAAUUUGAAAAAGUUUGAGAUCAGAGAGAUUGUCAGGACAGGAAAGAUAGCACUGAGAAGGGAAAAGAUGGGUGCUACUGCUCCAUUUUGGCGAUUCUCAGCAGCAUCCUAUCCAGAUCUCAAGGAGCAAGCACCUGUUAAUGUUCUUCGAGGUAGCAAAACAGGAGCUAUAGUCCCUCCAAGUGAAACAACAGCAGGGGGAGAUGUUUAUCCCGUUGAGUCAACUUCUGACCUAAAGGUACAACGUGUUCUUGACGCUCACUGGGGACUUCUCACGGACGAAGAUCAUAAUGGUAGAGGCUUCAGAAUCUGUUUGCAUUAUAAGAGUUGGACUUAUUUGAACAAUCAGACGAGUGGACUACGGUCACAUACUCUAUCUUUGCUUGUAAACGAUGUUCCAGGAGUCCUUAAUCUUGUAACUGGUGUUUUCGCUCGAAGGGGAUACAAUAUUCAGAGUUUGGCGGUAGGACAUGCUGAAGCACAGGGCAUUUCACGCAUUACAACAGUUGUUCCUGCAACAGAUGAAUCAGUCAGCAAAUUAGUGCAGCAACUUUAUAAACUCGUUGAUGUGCAUGAGGUCCAUGAUCUUACUCACUUGCCAUUUUCUGAAAGAGAACUGAUGCUGAUUAAGAUUGCUGUGAACGCUGCUGCAAGAAGAGAUGUUCUGGACAUUGCUAGUAUUUUCAGGGCAAAAGCUGUUGACGUAUCCGAUCAUACAAUUACUUUGCAGCUUACUGGGGAUCUUGACAAGAUGGUUGCACUGCAGAGGUUGUUGGAACCUUACGGUAUAUGCGAGGUUGCAAGAACAGGGCGUGUGGCAUUGGCUCGUGAAUCAGGAGUGGACUCUAAGUAUCUUCGUGGAUACUCCUUCCCUUUAAGUGGUUAAUAACUCAAUCGCUACACACUUUUAUGAGCCACAACACAAAGACCAAGCCAGCGAGACUGUGUAGAUAUGUUUUGGGACUGUGAAUUUCAUUUCAGUUUCUUUAUUUUGAGAAUAAAAAUGUUGUUAGGAUUAUUAAUCUUCGCUGUCUUAUUUUUCUCCCGGUAGUUGUCAACUGGGAUGAAUAAAUCACACUUUUGAUUUCAUAGAAGUUUCUGUGGACCGACUUUGCAAAUGUUUUAGAGAGUAAAA
Brassica rapa (field mustard) is the source of this 1894-nucleotide messenger RNA. Its product is annotated as acetolactate synthase small subunit 2, chloroplastic. NCBI's taxonomy places the organism in Eukaryota, Viridiplantae, Streptophyta, Magnoliopsida, Brassicales, Brassicaceae. Gene Ontology annotation, biological process: L-valine biosynthetic process. The record is from RefSeq and is a predicted model, not a curated record. Gene Ontology annotation, molecular function: acetolactate synthase activity; acetolactate synthase regulator activity. Gene Ontology annotation, cellular component: cytosol.